AUGGAGGCGCUCGUGCAGUAUCGCUUCGCCACCUACGACGAGGCCAAGGCGGCCAUCGACGUGACCAUGAAGGACCUCGGCUUCGCCCUCGCCGUCGUCUACAAGCGGCCCUCCAAGGACGACCCUCGCCGCACCCUCCUCCGCUGCUGCCGGGGCAAGACGUACCCGAAGCCGAGGUCCUCGGGCGUCGAGCCGACGCGUCGUCGCCGCAGCAGCUCGCAGAUGACCAACUGCCCCUACCGCGUCACCAUCAAGCAGCGCUAUCCCGGCGGGCCCUUUCAAGUCGCCGCCCUCAACCGCGCACACAACCACGAGCCGGACCCGUCCUACGCCGGCUACCGAAGAAAGGCGGUCGAGGCCCGCCGGGACGAGAUCCUGAAGCUCGUCGAGAGCGGCUUCCGCCCCAAGGAGAUCCAGGCCUACUACGAGGACAAGGGUGACGAGGAGAUGAAGCUGGUCAACAGGGCCGACAUCCGCAACAUGAUCCAACGCCACCUCACACGCACCGGCGCGCCCGUGGCCGCCGCCGCCGCCGCCGCCGACGGAGAGGCCGACGACGAGGCCGACGACGAUGCCGACCGAGGUGCCGGCGACGAUGCCAAGGGGCAUGGUGAGGGAGAGACGGAUACGGCCGAUGCGGGCGUCGACUGA
Molecule: messenger RNA, 651 nt
Organism: Drechmeria coniospora
Lineage: Eukaryota; Fungi; Ascomycota; Sordariomycetes; Hypocreales; Ophiocordycipitaceae
Exons: 1
Coding region: 1-651 (216 amino acids)
Source: RefSeq, a predicted model, not a curated record